Molecule: messenger RNA, 1296 nt
Organism: Merops nubicus (carmine bee-eater)
Lineage: Eukaryota; Metazoa; Chordata; Aves; Coraciiformes; Meropidae
Product: C2 calcium-dependent domain-containing protein 4C-like
Exons: 1
Coding region: 1-1296 (431 amino acids)
Source: RefSeq, a predicted model, not a curated record
AUGUGGUUCUUGGAAAAGAUCAGAGCAUCACAUGAAAAUGGAAACCUACCGAGCUCCUCCUUCCUGGGACCGACAGCUGGCCAAAAUCUGCCUGAAAAAGCCCGACUGGGAACUGCUGCUUUUCCCAACGUGCUCACCCCUGACAGAAUUCCUGAAUUCUGCAUUCCCCCCAGGCUGACCAGCUCUGGUCCUGUAAAGGGCAGUGACUCCCACCAGGACCACAGUUCAGAGGAUGCAGACCUUAAUUCUGACUACAGCCCCAACUCUUUGCCACAUCUCAUUCAGGUGGAAAGUGCUGAAGAGAUCCCCGCCGUGCAGGAAGAAAGCACCAACUCAGACCCACAGUCCCAAGCAGCACUCUCCCUACCUCACUUCCCUAGAGCCCCCACUUCCUAUGGCUUCUGCACUUUGCUGGAGAGCCCCCACACCAGGAGAAAGGAGUCCAUCUUCCACGGUGGCCCACGUGGUGCUCUAUCCAGCCUGAUGCUGUCUCGAUCCAGAGCUAACACGUUCAGUGGCAAAGGGAGCGUGUCUAACCCCAUUGCUAUCAGCUUUGCCUCUGUGAGGCUGCCUCCCAAGCACCUCUCUCUGCACAGGCAAGGCGCCUGUGACAGUGAUACUGCCUCCUCCAGCGAUUCCUCUCCUUUCAGCUCCCCACUUCUCAGCCGGUCACCUCCCAGAUCCUGCUCCCUGAUCAAAACACACAGUCAGGAGGGGCUGCUUUGCCGAGCACUGAAAGCCAAGAACAGGUCCAGCAUGGGCAGGAACAACUCCCUCUCUACAGAGGAGAGCAGCUCCACUGAUAACAGCCCCAGUGUCAUCAGGCGGGCCUCAGAGGGGCUGGUUGCCACACGGAGCUUUAGCGUGUCCUGUUCUCCCAUCUGCCCUCUGGAGCUGGCCCACAGCCGGGAGAGACGUGUGGGAGAGAGCGCUGUGCUGCUGGACAAGGGAGGCGUGCUCAGGCUGGCGGCCGAGUACUGCUCCGAGAACGAGAGGCUGCGCCUCCGCCUCAUCAGUGCCGAGGGUCUGUACGGGGACUCUGUAGAGCCCAAAAACAUCAACUGCUGUAUCACCUUCUCCCUGGUGCCAGGGAAAACACAAAAGCAGAGAAGCACUGUUAUAAAGAGAAGCAGAAAUCCUAUCUUCAACGAGGACUUCUUUUUUGAUGGUAUUGCAGAAGAAGAGCUUUACAGCCUGUCUGUGAAGAUGAAAGCUAUGAAUAAAGGGUGCAGUAUGAAACGGGAUUACACCUUAGGAGAACGGGAAUUGUCUUUAAUGAAUAUGUUGUCAGUGUAA